GACUUGUGGUAGAAAAUCUAAAAGAUGGCGGCUGCCAGUGUUUAUUUAUACCGUCUGUUCAGGAAUUAUUGGUUCAACAACUAGUCAUCUCAUGUAUUUAUAUAUUUGUAAUUAUAAUUAUAACUUUAUUUAAAGAAUUAACUACAAGCAAAUUUGGUCUACUUGUGAAUCAGUACGUGUUAUAUUUGUCGCUAUGUCGGACGAAGAGGUAGAAAGGUUUGAAAUAACAGAUUAUGAUUUAGAUAAUGAAUUUAACAUUAAUAGACCACGAAGGAAGCAGUCGAAAAAUCAGCAAAUUUAUGGAAUAUGGGCUGAUGACAGUGGUGAUGAAGGUGAGCCUAGUAGUCAAAGAGGCGGAUUUGGCUCCAGGCCAAGAGGUCGCAAAAAGUUUGAUACUAGUGCUCCAAUUAGUUUUGUUGCUGGUGGUGUUCAGCAAGCUGGUAAAAAGAAGUUAGAAGGCAAAAAAGGUGGAGAGAGCAAAAAGAAAGAAGACGAUGACGAUGAUGAUGACAAUGAGGAUGAGGAGCAGUCAGGGAGAAAGUUUGGAGGCAGUUCCAGUGAUAGUGAUGAUGGAGGAAGACAAGGAUUUGGUGCAAAGUCAAACACCACAGAUAUUGAUGGAGAUAUUGCAGGUCUCCGGAAAAAAAAAUUUCAAACCAGCUCUACCUUGAUUAACAAAGGAGUUGGCAACUGGGAAAAGCAUACAAGGGGCAUUGGAGCUAAACUUUUGUUGCAAAUGGGCUAUCAACCUGGAAAAGGUCUAGGGAAGGAGCUACAAGGAAUAUCAGCCCCAGUUGAGGCACAUUUACGAAAAGGUCGAGGAGCUAUUGGUGCUUAUGGACCUGAAAAAGUAACAAAAAUGGCAGAUCUUCGACCAGAGCUUAAAGAGAAAAUUGAAGAAGAAACAGAAAAAGGUGAAGGAAAAUUAACUCAAUGGAGGAAAGAGGGUAGUAAAAGCUCAAAGGUGAAAUAUGUUUAUAAAAGUGUUGAUGAAGUUUUAGAAGAUCAAGACAGAGGAAAAGUGUAUAAAAGAGAGUUCAAUGAGCUGUCAAAGGUCAAAGUAAUUGAUAUGACUGGCCCCCAACAACGUGUUUUGUCUGGUUAUCAUGCCAUUUCAGGUCCUCAGAGACCUGUAGAUGAAUGGGAAACUCGCAAAGAAAAAAAAUUCACAAAUUUUGCUCUCCCUGAGCUCCAGCAUAAUCUGAAUCUCCUAGUAGAUAUGUGUGAACAAGAUAUUAUCGCUAAUGUUCGCAAACUUCGCAUCGCAAAAGAUAGAACUGUGUCAUUAGAACAAGAAGAACAAGUUUUGAGUCAAAAAAUGAAUCAGGAGAAAAAACAAAUUGAAGCUUUAGAAACACUUUUAAGCAUUGUUACUCAGCUUGAAAACAAAGUGCUUGAUCUUGAUCAAUGCUCUCAAGCUUUUAAAAAAUUGCAAGAGCACCAUUAUGAAGCCUACCGUAUGUAUGACAUUGGUGAUCUCGCUCCUGACAUAUUAAAACCACUUUUCCAUGAGGAGAUGAAAGACUGGAAUCCAUUUGAGCAUCGUACCAAAUUCUUGUCAUUAUUUGGAAAAUGGAGAAAGAUUUUAGAAAAAGACAAUUCUGCUAUCUAUAGUAAUUCAAUGAUAACAAUGAGAGACCCAUAUCACCGUCUUGUGUGGGAAACAUGGAUGCCUAUUGUUCGUGGUUACAUAAAUACAUGGAAUUGUCGUGACUGUAUUCCACUUAUUUCUUUGCUCGAAGAUUGGAUGCCUCUAUUACCUGGAUGGGUCAUGGAAAACAUUUUAGAGCAGCAGGUCAUGCCCCGCCUCACUCUUGCCGUUGAAGAGUGGAAUCCUCUUACUGAUACAAUUCCCAUUCAUACUUGGACUCACCCAUGGCUUCCGUUACUUGGGCAAAGGUUACAUGUUUCAGUAUUCCCUAUAAUUAGACACAAGUUAAGUAUAGCGCUUGUGAACUGGCAUGCAUCAGACACAUCAGCCCAUUUGAUGCUGCAGCCCUGGAGCAAAGCUUUUGAUAAAGGAGAUAUGGAUGCUUUCCUUGUGAAGAAUAUUUUGCCAAAGUUACAAGAAGCAAUGUGUGCAUUGGUUAUAAAUCCUCAAAUGCAGCACUUAGCCUCAUUUUCUUCUCUCAAAGACCAGUGGCGUUGGGUAAUGGAUUGGGAAGACAUGAUGCCCGUUUUAUCUAUGGCAUCUCUCCUAGACAAGAUCUUCUUCCCAAAAUGGUUGCAAGUUCUAACUAUUUGGCUGAAUGAUAAUCCUGAUUACGAGCAGGUGUCUAAAUGGUAUUCUGGAUGGAAAUCCAUGUUUUCGGAGGCUUUAUUGCUACAGCCUGUGAUUAAAGAACAUUUCCGGAAGGCUUUGGACCUCAUGAACCGAGCAGUUUCCAACCCAAGCCAGCCCAUUUCUACUCAACAAUCCACCCAAGAAACAUACCAAGAUCCUACUGCAGCAGCACACCAGCAAAGAUACAAGGCAAUGGCUGAAGCUGUAAGAGUUGCAGCUCAAAUACCACAAGGUUUCAAAGACUUGCUUCAGAAACGCUGUGAAGAAAGGGGAAUCAUGUUCAUGCCCCUAGUAAAUCGUUGGAGGGAGGGCAAGCAGAUUUAUAGAAUGGGCAACAUACAAGUUUACAUUGACAGAAGUGUUAUCUUUGUGAGUGGACCAGGUGGUGUGUGGCAGCCCACCUCUCUUAAUGCUGCUUUAGAAAUGGCUGUGUAAUGUACAAUUUUUGUGAGAGCUGUUUCUUUUCUGUGGUAUUUUAUUGCUCAUUGACUGCACUUAACUGGUACAAGGAAAUGCUGUCAGAAAAAACAGUCAUCAAUCAAUUAGCUAACUAAAUAUACUGAAAAUAAGAUUUCUUUGUAAAUCAAGCAUUUUAAUGCAAUUCAGUUUUAAAUAUUUUACCCUGUGAUCAUUCUGUUAACAGAAAUCUUAAAUGCAUUGAAAAUAUCUGUUCAGAACUUGUACUUCUUGGCAUAACAUUAAAUGUAAAUAGUGAUGUAUA
Frankliniella occidentalis (western flower thrips) is the source of this 3005-nucleotide messenger RNA. RefSeq names its product tuftelin-interacting protein 11 (gene sip1). Gene Ontology annotation, cellular component: U2-type post-mRNA release spliceosomal complex. Gene Ontology annotation, biological process: spliceosomal complex disassembly. Gene Ontology annotation, molecular function: nucleic acid binding. NCBI's taxonomy places the organism in Eukaryota, Metazoa, Arthropoda, Insecta, Thysanoptera, Thripidae. The transcript is spliced from 14 exons. The record is from RefSeq and is a predicted model, not a curated record. Bases 194 to 2719 code for a protein of 841 amino acids.